AUGGCUGCCGCCUCCGAGCCCGUGGAUUCGGGUGCAUUCUGGGGACCGGUGCGCCCGGAGCCCCCUCCCACCCGCUUCCAUCGGGUGCAUGGUGCCAACAUCCGCGUAGACCCCUCUGGGAUGCGGGCCACACGUGUGGAGAGCUUCGCCCACGGCGUGUGUUUCAGCCGCGAGCCGCUGGCCCCGGGACAGGUCUUCCUGGUCGAGAUCGAGGAGAAAGAGCUGGGCUGGUGCGGACAUCUGCGUCUCGGCCUGACUGCGCUGGACCCCGCCAGUCUGGCCGCCGUGCCCGAGUUUUCUCUGCCCGACCUCGUCAACCUGGGCCACACCUGGGUCUUCGCCAUCACGCGCCACCACAACCGCGUGCCCCGAGAGGACAGCCCGGAGGCGGAGGCGGAGGCAGCGGCCCCCAGCCGACCUCCGGCCCUCCUGGUGGAACCAUAUCUGUGCAUUGAGCAGUUUCGCAUUCCCCGGGACCGCCUGGUGGGCCGGAGCCGGCCAGGGCUCUACAGCCACCUCUUAGACCAGCUCUAUGAGCUGAACGUGCUGCCUCCGACCGCGCGCCGUAGCCGCCUGGGCGUCCUCUUCUGCCCGCGCCCUGAUGGCACGGCCAACAUGCACAUCGUCAUCAACGGCGAGGACAUGGGCCCGAGCGCCCGGGGACUGCCAGCUGCGCAGCCCCUCUAUGCGGUGGUGGACGUGUUUGCUUCCACCAAGAGCGUGCGCCUUGUCCAGCUCGAGUAUGGCUCCUUCUUCCCACAGUGCCGUCCCUGCAGACUCUGUGCCGCCUAGUGAUACAGCGGAGCCUGGUGCACCGGCUGGCCAUUGAUGGGCUCCACCUGCCCAAAGAACUUAAGGAUUUCUGCAAAUAUGAGUGAAGACCUGCAGUGCACCUGGAGCAGGAGUGCAUCCCGGGGCCCCAGACCUGUGGCUAGCUGGUCUGAAGUUGGUCACACCGCUGCUGGGCAGGACCAGAAAUAAACAGUUGAUGCUGACAUCUUGA
Molecule: messenger RNA, 1003 nt
Organism: Callithrix jacchus (white-tufted-ear marmoset)
Lineage: Eukaryota; Metazoa; Chordata; Mammalia; Primates; Cebidae
Gene: NEURL2
Product: neuralized E3 ubiquitin protein ligase 2
Biological process (GO): intracellular signal transduction
Molecular function (GO): ubiquitin protein ligase activity
Source: RefSeq, a predicted model, not a curated record